Molecule: messenger RNA, 429 nt
Organism: Adineta ricciae
Lineage: Eukaryota; Metazoa; Rotifera; Eurotatoria; Adinetida; Adinetidae
Source: the annotation of a GenBank genome assembly
AUGAUGGACAGUGUCGACAAGGUGGCAAAGUUGAUCCCCAAACUGAAGUAUCAACUAUUAUUUUUGAAAGAGCGUGAAAAACUAUUUAAAGCAAAUAACAGCACGUCUUUCUCGAAUGUUGAUUCGUCAUCAGUUAUCCCCAAAGAUCUCGAUUCUUCUUCAUCGUCAUCGGAUAAUCUUACUAUGAGUGAUUUAUCAGGUUUGGAUGUUCAUGAUCGGACAUUAACUGAAUUACAGGUGAAAGAAAAUAUCGACUCAACAUUUCCUGCUGAAUACACUAUCCCACAACUGCCACAAUCUUUGUUACAAGAUAUCGAAGCAGGUGCACNGCUGCAUAGAGAGACAGUUGGAUACACUGUAAAAAAAACAGUAUCGGACAGAAGCCUUGUCUUUUCUACGACCUUACAUAAACCUUGCAAGGGUUUAUGA